GGAGAAACUGGAAUGGAGGGAUCAAAAGGAAAUAAGGGUGAAACAGGAGACCCUGGACCACCUGGUCUUAUUGGAAAUCCAGGAUCAAAGGGCUUACCAGGAGAGCAUGGGGUACCAGGAAACCCAGGAGUUAAAGGAGACAAGGGGGACCCUGGUGGGAUUAUGGGACCACCUGGCCAUCCAGGUCCAAAAGGUGAUGUGGGGCCUCCUGGACCAAGUCUGCCUGGAACACCAGGUCCCACUGGUAUUCCUGGAAACCCAGGUCCACGGGGACCAAAGGGAGAAAGAGGACUACCUGGUGUACAAGGAGCACCUGGGGAGAUGGGGCCCCCUGGAAUAGGCAUUCAGGGAUCACCAGGUCCUAUAGGUCCAACUGGAUCAGCAGGUGUGCAGGGCCCUAGGGGACCCCCAGGAUUACCAGGAACUCCAGGUACCCCUGGUAUUAAUGGCACUCCAGGAAGAGAUGGAAAGCCAGGACUACCAGGCCCUCCAGGUGAUCCUAUUGCACUACCACUUGUGGGAGACAUGGGUGCUAUACUGAAGGGUGAUCCUGGCACAAGAGGUCCUCCAGGCAUCCCUGGCAGAGAAGGGCCAAAGGGAAGCAAAGGUGAACGUGGAUUUCCUGGGCUUGCUGGAGAGAAGGGCGAUGAGGGCCUUCAAGGUGCUCCUGGACUGCCAGGCGUACCAGGACCCAGUGGACCAUCUGGAGUCACAGGAAGACCUGGACAUCCUGGUCCGGCAGGGUCAAAAGGCGAAAAGGGUAGUGAAGGUUCUCCUGGGAAACCUGGACCACCUGGGCCUCCGGGAGGUGUGAGUGUCGCUAGUUAUCCAGGUCCACCAGGACCUCCAGGUCCAAAAGGAGAUCCUGGCACAGUGGGUGACCGUGGACCAGCUGGCACACCAGGAAUAGCAGGGACACCGGGAAAGCCGGGAUCUCCCGGGUCCCCAGGGAUGCCAGGGGAACCUGGUGAAAGAGGACCUAUAGGAGAUAUAGGCUUCCCUGGGCCAGAAGGGCCACAAGGAAAACCAGGAAUCAAUGGAAAAGAUGGAUUGCCAGGUCCUCCGGGUGCUGUGGGGAGACCAGGAGACAGAGGACCCAAAGGAGAACGUGGAGAUCAGGGUAUUCCAGGGGACAAAGGUCCACAAGGUGAACGAGGGAAACCUGGCCCAUCAGGAGAAAAAGGGGAUGUGGGUCCUAUUGGGCCACCAGGAGACAGAGGCUAUCCAGGAUCACCAGGUCAUCAAGGUCCCCCGGGUUCACCAGGACCCCCAGGGUUUCCAGCUGAUGCAGUUUCACUUGAAGAAAUUAAAAAAUAUAUCAAACAAGAGGUUCUUAAGGUUUUUGAAGAAAGGAUGGCUCAGUUUGUAUCCCAGCUGAAGCUGCCUGCUGCAAUGCUUGCCUCCCAAGCUCAUGGAAAACCAGGGCCCCCAGGAAAAGAUGGGUUACCAGGGCCACCAGGAAAGGAUGGUUUGCCCGGGCCACCAGGAGAACGUGGAAUUCAAGGUUAUAGAGGACAGAAAGGGGAAAGAGGCGAACCUGGAAUUGGACUGCCCGGUAACCCUGGACCACCCGGCCCUGCAGCUACUGGCCUGCCAGGCCCACCGGGAACGCCAGGCUCACCCGGACCGCAGGGGCCACCUGGACCCAACGGAAGAUGCAAUCCAGCAGAUUGCUAUUACCACAUAUCACAGACUCGGUCACGCACCAGCGGGAAGUAGAAACCCUCUCCCGUAGACCCUUGUGUUCACAUUCACUUUUCACUCCUCUCAAUAAGAUAAUUUAAUCUUUUUAGAUACUUGGUGCAUUUUUUUUUUUUCCCCUCGACACUGCGUGGUAUGUAGAUAAUUUAUAAGGCACAGAAUUGAGCUUUUUCCUAUGUUAUAUGCAGUGUCGUAAUUAUGAAAUGAUGACAUAUACUUUUCAGAGUGCAUUCCAUGUGUUAAGUUUCUCGUAUUUAUUUUGCUUAGAGGAGAAAAUAGGCCCAAAUAAUUUUCAUAAGCUUCUUUCUUCAAACAAAAAAUAUUUUAUUAUAACUUGAGACAGUAUGUAUGCCUCAGUAUAUAAGCUGGCUUUAUUUUUCCUGCUGGUGGUGAAGUUUAAGUGGAGAAAAUGCAGUUCUG
Messenger RNA from Pelecanus crispus (Dalmatian pelican), 2121 nucleotides. The record is from RefSeq and is a predicted model, not a curated record. Lineage: Eukaryota; Metazoa; Chordata; Aves; Pelecaniformes; Pelecanidae.